Molecule: messenger RNA, 1029 nt
Organism: Giardia duodenalis
Lineage: Eukaryota; Fornicata; Diplomonadida; Hexamitidae
Exons: 1
Coding region: 1-1029 (342 amino acids)
Source: RefSeq, a predicted model, not a curated record
AUGGCGCUGCUCUCUGCGAAGGGCCCGGGCUACGUCGAGAUGGACCUCGUCUACGUCAAGGACGGGGGCAGGGAGGAGAAGUACUUCGCGGCGGUCGAGGCGUUCUCGCGGCUCUGCUUCGUGCGGCAGCUCCCGGACCGGAAGGCGGCGAACCUCGUCCCGGUCGUCGACGAGAUGCUCACGCACUUCAAGGCGAAGAGCGUCCGGGCGGACAUGGAGUUCUCGGCGUUCGAGAUCCUCAACCUCUUCGAGCGGCGGAGGGUCAAGGUCGACCUCGUGCCCUUCGAGGUCAGGGACUACUCGCGCCUCGCCACGAUCAACCGCUUCUGCCGGUCCCUGCGCCACUACCGGAUGAGCGGCGUCAAGCCGGGGGACAUCGAGAAGCACCACAACCGGGAGAAGCCGGACCACUACUACCCGCACAAGUGCACGGCGGACGUCACGUACGAGGAGAACGUCGCGGUGAUGAACGCGAAGCACCGGAAGGGGAUCCUGCCGCUCCGGGGCGGGCCCAGGGCAGACGCGGGCCAGACGGUCCACGUGCGGCUCCUCAAGGACGGGAAGUUCGACAAGGAGCGGCCGAAGUGGUCCCGGGCGCGGUUCCGGGUGCUCGGGGUCUUCCAGGGCCGCUACGCACUGUGCCGGGAGGGCGACAAGAGCGGCAACGUCAUCCUCCGGCGCUUCAACGAGGUCGCCCCGGGGAGCAAGACGCACACGUACGCGGACGACCACGUCGAGGAGAGCAACCUCUACGUCGUCAAGCGGAUCGAGGAGUGCACGGACCGGAAGAGCAACCCGGUCAGGACGCUCGCGGAGGCGAACAAGAUGGACUGCUGGUACCGCGUGCGGAUGCUCGACGACAGCCAGGUCUGGGUGACCGCGAACCAGGUCCGCUUCCAGUCGAACGAGCCGACGGCGGCGGAGCGGCGCUUCUUCGGGGAGAAGGCGGCCGACAAGCUCACCGUCAUGCGCGCGACGAAGGAGGAGCUCGCUGCGAGCAGGAGGAAGUUCCCAGUAAAUAAAAAAUGA